Molecule: messenger RNA, 989 nt
Organism: Heteronotia binoei (common prickly gecko)
Lineage: Eukaryota; Metazoa; Chordata; Lepidosauria; Squamata; Gekkonidae
Gene: MSRB3
Product: methionine sulfoxide reductase B3
Exons: 7
Coding region: 187-741 (184 amino acids)
Biological process (GO): protein repair; response to oxidative stress
Cellular component (GO): cytoplasm
Molecular function (GO): peptide-methionine (R)-S-oxide reductase activity
Source: RefSeq, a predicted model, not a curated record
CUUGACUCUCAGACUCUGACACAAGCCAGAUGGCUGCGAUUGGUAGGCGCACAGGCUCCCUGGUACUACAGUUGAUGAAACAGAAUAGGAAGACGUUUUAUGAUCAGCUGCGGGAGCACAAUAAGACUGCAGCUUUGCUAGCUCUUGCCCCUGUUCUUUGCCUCUGUUGGUGAGGUCAUUACAGUGAUGUCUGCAUUCAACUUACUGCAUUUGGUGACCAAGAGCCAGCCAGUGGCCCUGCGAGCCUGUGGGCUUCCCUCAGGGUCAUGUAGGGAUAAAAAAAGCUGUAAGGUGGUCUUCUCUCAACAGGAUUUGAAGAAGCGGCUGACACCCUUGCAGUACCAUGUUACUCAGGAAAAAGGGACUGAAAGUGCCUUUGAUGGAGAAUACACAUAUCACAAAGCUCAUGGAGUAUACAAAUGUGUGGUUUGCGGAACUCCUUUGUUCAAAUCAGAGACAAAGUUUGACUCCAGUUCAGGCUGGCCUUCAUUCUGGGAUGUGAUUGCUUCUGACACAAUUACAUUCACUGAUGACUACUCCUUUGGGAUGCACAGAGUUGAGACAAGCUGCACUCAGUGUGGUGCUCAUCUUGGUCAUGUAUUUGAUGAUGGGCCUCGUCCAACUGGUAAACGAUAUUGCAUAAACUCAGCUUCGUUGUCUUUUGAGUCUGCAGACACGACCCAGCCCGGAGAGGGAAACAUUAGUUCUACUUCUGUCCAAACAGAUAAGACUGAGCUGUAGAAGGUAUUGCUCAGAAAGCUCAUGUUACUAGAUGAAGAAUAUUAUCCUAAAUCACCUUCUUUCCUAUUUUUUUUUUAAAAAACUUGUAAAGGUAUUCUGAACUAUCAACAUAUUUUCCUAUAUGAAAAUGGGGGCCUUGCGUGCCAAUGUACUUUUAUUAUAUGAUUGCAUCUAAAUAAUUAUGAAUUCAUGAUCUUUGGAAGAAUCCCACAACAAAAGAGACUUGGGCAUCAUGGAUUGUUGCCUGC